AUGCCGUGGAUGCAGACUUUUGUCCGCGGCCAGAUGCGCAGAGCAAAAUCCGGCGAGCCUGCAAGUGUCGCCAGGGCUUUCACUCUCUUCUUUCAGCCAAUGCUCCAAGACAAGCAGCAAGAAAUCCAGAACCCCGUUCUCCAAGUGCUCCGAGUCAUGGUUGAGGAUCUCAAGGGCAAACACAUCAAGAUUGCCAACUGA
Molecule: messenger RNA, 201 nt
Organism: Parastagonospora nodorum SN15
Lineage: Eukaryota; Fungi; Ascomycota; Dothideomycetes; Pleosporales; Phaeosphaeriaceae
Exons: 2
Coding region: 1-201 (66 amino acids)
Source: RefSeq, a predicted model, not a curated record